AUGACCACACUCUACACUAAUGAGACGCCAACAGCAGUAAAGGAAGCCAAGGGACUUCACUUGAUCACUGAACAAACACCGAAUGGGAAGAAAGUUCAAAUUUUGCUCGAGGAACUCAAGGAUGUUUACGGGACUUCCUGGACAACAAGCCUGCUCAAUCUUGACGCCCCGAAUCCUGAGCAGAACAAAGAUUGGUUCUUGCGUCUCAAUCCAAAUGCGCGGAUCCCGAUCCUCAUCGACAACACGCAAACCCCACCAUUCGUGGUCAUGGAAUCCUUAGCAGAGCUCCUCUAUCUACAAGAAACUGUAGACAAAGACAACGUUUUUGGAUUCGAUAACAAAGUUGAGCAGAGCGAGGCAGUGCAAUGGCUAUUUUUCUGGGCUGCGGGCCAGCCAAUGCAGUCACAGAAUAACUACUUCAGCAGGACAGAACAAAACCCAGUCGCCAUCUCGCGCUUCAGCGCCAAGACUCUUGAAAUGUACGGCGUUCUCGAACUCCGUCUUUCUGGGCGGUAUACAGCUGGUCCACGAGACUUCCUCGCUGGAGAUGGAAAGGGAAAAUAUAGCAUUGCUGACAUUGGCGCUUGGCCAUGGCUUCGGGCUUGGAAGCGCACCCGGAUCUCUGAUGAGGAAAUGGCGAGCUUUCCACACUUGUUGGGAUGGAUUGCUAGGGUUGCCGCAAGACCGGCUGUUGAGCGUGGGAUCUCAAAAUUCUAUGAUAGUGAGGAGAACCCUGAGCUUUUGGUGUCGACGGAGAAAUAG
Molecule: messenger RNA, 762 nt
Organism: Hyaloscypha bicolor E
Lineage: Eukaryota; Fungi; Ascomycota; Leotiomycetes; Helotiales; Hyaloscyphaceae
Product: glutathione S-transferase
Exons: 4
Coding region: 1-762 (253 amino acids)
Source: RefSeq, a predicted model, not a curated record